GCUAGCUUCAACUAAAAUUAAGUGAAUACAAAUAAUACAAAUUUAAAAUAUAAAUGUGUUUUUUACCGCUUCCCAUACGAAUUUUAUUGCUGGUUGUUGCUCAUAUGGUAUGCAAUAUUCUAGACUUAAUUGCUGCCUUUGGACUAAUUGCGAAAACAAGCGAAAAUGUUAAAAUUUUAAUAAGUGUUUCUAUAGGUUUGAACUUUUUUGUGUGCCUUGUUAUUGCAGUUGGCAUUAUUGGCGCAGUUAGACGAUAUUUCCGCAUUCUAAUGAUUUAUUUGGUGACACUUUUAAGUUUUGUGAUUGGCAAGCUUCUAGUAUAUGGUUUGACAGAGAAGUAUGCUAAGAAGCAUCAUAAAUUGAUAGUCACACAAUAUUUUCAAUUGAAUACCAUAGUUGGUUUUAUCACUUUUGUGUUUGUCGCUUUUUAUUAUAAUCGCAUGAAGGUUGCUGCUAAUCAAGUUCAAAAUUAAAUGCUUAACUUAACUUCAAAACUUUAGAAAUAAGUGGCUGCUGAUAAAAUAAUAUGUGAGUAGGGU
Molecule: messenger RNA, 539 nt
Organism: Drosophila albomicans
Lineage: Eukaryota; Metazoa; Arthropoda; Insecta; Diptera; Drosophilidae
Exons: 4
Coding region: 54-473 (139 amino acids)
Source: RefSeq, a predicted model, not a curated record